Molecule: messenger RNA, 765 nt
Organism: Paramuricea clavata
Lineage: Eukaryota; Metazoa; Cnidaria; Anthozoa; Malacalcyonacea; Plexauridae
Source: the annotation of a GenBank genome assembly
UCAAACACCGCAAUCAAGUGGGCAUCCCGUUGGGAUUACAUUUUGAAUUCCAUACCGCAUACAAGUAUCCAAUGGUUCAGGUUCGUAUGCCAUUGCAUGUUCACAAGGCCUGAGAAUAAUCAUACCGUAUCGUGGAUAUUGGACGUGACUCACAUGAGCUGCAUGCAGUAUUUUCAUUUCAAAUGCGUCUAGUGUUGUGGCAAUGUGUGUCCACCAAAAAUGGGGCUAAUCACACUAUAGCAGAGUUCAGGAUUUCUAUUUGAUUGAUGUUUUUUGGCAAUAUGCACCCUGGAGGAUACGUUUAUUGUUUGUUUAAAAUAAUUCUUGAUUUCUGAUUGGCUAACACCCAACGGUGAAGUUACCAUUUUAACUAAAUGGCUGACCAAAUAUGGAGUUGUGAGCUGUGAUGUCAAUACAAGUAAAAACAGUUCCUGCACGAUUGACAUCAACUGGUGCAAUAUGCAUGACGUCAUGCCAUUAAUUAAUGCAAUGUUGCAUUAGGAAUAAAACAAAAUGACUUCUCCUUCGUCCGCUUGCGGAUUUUGGGAAAGCAAAAUUUUUCAUUUUAAUCUAUACAAAAUCCUUCUACAGUUCUAUAAUAAGUAGUAAUUUAGUAUUAAAUUUAGUAUUAUAUUUUGUAAUAUUCUUAUUUCUAGCAUUAUGAAUUCUCUGGUGAUUGUUCUCUUCCUAUCUGGCGUUGUGGCAAUGAUUAUGUUGAGAACCUUACACAAAGAUGUUGCUCGAUAUUGCCAACUGGAAACCUGC